AUGCCAAAAAGAAAAGUAAAAAAAUAUGAACCUACUCGACUUCCUAAUAUUGGUUAUCUAGGAGUUGGUUAUGAUAUCUAUAGAGGCAAUCCUAAAGAAAUAGGUAGUGUGGAUAAAGGCUUUAAAUUGGAGCCUAUUUUUAAUCUUACUUUAGAUGGAGGAAUAACUCCUGAUGGUCGUUAUGUUCUGCCCAAAGGAAUUGCUGCUCAGCAAUGUAUUUCUUGUAUUAUUGAUUUUGAGACUGACUAUGUUAAAACUAUAAAGAAUUAUGAAGAAGAUUUAGAAAAAUCAAUAUCAGUUAAUGGAGAAAUUUCUUUUCCUUGA
Paraglomus brasilianum is the source of this 324-nucleotide messenger RNA. Lineage: Eukaryota; Fungi; Glomeromycota; Glomeromycetes; Paraglomerales; Paraglomeraceae. The record is from the annotation of a GenBank genome assembly.